UCAUCGGCCCGAGAGUGGCACAGGAAGCCGCGGGCUAAAGACAUCAGCCACAGUUUGGGUUAUUUACUCGCAACAUCAGCAGCGGGAGACAGGCAUUGAGGAACCCCAUAACCAGUGCCACAUGGCGCGAAUACGCAUUCAAUUGAUGUCAGGUUAAAAUUACGGCCGUUUGGAUCAAGGUUGUAUGGCGCCAGAACUAAUACGGAAUACGAAAUACGACGUGCAAGAGUCCCUCCCAGCAACUUCAACAGGUCCACAUCGGCGAGAGACAUUCCAGCCUACAACGAACGUACUUUUCCCGGGGCGCUGACGAUAGACUGGCCAUGUCAUAUCACAUCGGAAAUUGCAGUCUGGAAUAAUAAUGUCGGUAAAGGGGGCUCUUAAGUCUAUCCGCACUUGUUUGGAUUCUGAAGAUUUUGAGCAGGCUGCGGGGAAGGCAAAGGAGUUAUGUGAUAAGGAUCCCCAGAACUAUCAUGCGCACGUUUUUCUCGGACUUGCGCUUGAUAAAUUGAAUAAUUUUGAAGGGGCGGAGGCUUCAUACCUAGCGGCAACUGCAAUUAAGGACGAUGAUAGAACAGCUUGGCAGGGUCUGCUCACACUGUACGAGAAGAAAGAUGGCAAAUAUUUAGACCAGUAUCGCAAAGCGGUGACAAGGCUAUGUCAGAUACUAGCUGCAGCCGACGACAAAGCUAGGUGUCAAUCUGCCGUCCAGAAAUAUGCCACACUGGCUAGGAAACACGGUUCCAAGGCACAAUACAAGCAGGCUUUGGAGCUUCAACUCCCCUCUAGUUUUCUUUAUGAUAUCCUUGAGGGCACAGUUCCUCAUCCCGCUCAUACGUACCUUCGUAUCAUAGAAAUAUGCGAAGCAGAGGAGAAGGAGUUUAUCAACAGAGAAAUUGGCGAAAGGCGGACUAGGCUGGGCGCCCGGAUUGACCAGGUGACCCUCGAAGUGAGACGUGAAGCCUUCCAGCGUAGCAACCUGGACAGCCUUUACCGUGAAAUGAUUAACUGGUCUAAUGAUGAUGAGGUUCGCCGGAACUAUGAGGAGAGGUUAAUACAGCGAGCUUAUGACUUUCUUCAAGUUCUCCCCCCUACCAAAAAAAAUCCAAAGCGUGAGGAGGUCCUGCGUCUUGCUCGGGAAAUGGUCAUAAUCAAGCACCCGUUUUUACUUUCCUGGAAAAUUGUUUUGGAAUGGCAAGAUGCAGAUGAUCUCUCGGGGAUGGAUUUAAACUUGCUAAAUGAUUUCAUAGAGCUAUUUCCCGAAGACGGAUUAAGCAAAGUACUUAAGGGGUUUCUCCGAAGCGAUAUAUCACCGUUCCCUAAAGAACUCGAGUCGGACGAACCGAAGGAAGACGGUGCGCAUAAAGAGUCAAGCGAAGCCAGUCACCAAAUCAACCCUGAGGAUAGCUUGCUACUGAUGGCGGAGGGGUUGGAGCAAAGUCCAGAUUCAAUCCUUGCGCACAGGAUUAUGGGGCAGCUUUAUUUGUCUCUGGAUGAGUUCCAGACUGCCGUUGACGUCGCUCGCAAAGGUAUAGAAGUGAUUACGGAAGUACAGCGAUUUACAGGACUAAAACUGCGUAAUGUCACUGACGCUGUGAAUAUUACUCUCGCUACCGCUCUCAUUACAUACCAAUCACCAAAAAAUCACCCAGAGGCAAAGCAGAUAUUUGAAGAGAUGUUAAAUCGCAGGCCGAAAUCUACCAGCUGCCUUCUCGGGAUCGGUCUGAUCCUAGAAGAAGAUCAGGAUUAUGCCACCGCUGUGGACUUCCUUGAGCAGGCGUUGGAGCGCGACCCCACUAAUCUUAAGAUAAGAAGUGAACUGUUCUGGUGUAAAGCACAUAAUGGAGCACUCGAACUAGGGCUAUAUGGUCUACGGGAAACUUUAGACAUGAUGGAAUCGGGUCGUACGCGGAAUCAAGACCUCAGAGCGGAGAUAUUGUACCGGAUCGGGUACUGCCAAUGGGAGUUAGAUCCGUCACCCGUAGCCCGGAAAGACCGCACCAAAGCCUACGCCAGUUUUCUCGGCUCCAUACAGUCGAAUAUGAAUUACGCACCCGCAUAUAGUAGCUUGGGGGUGUACUAUGAGGACUACAAGAAGGACCGGAAGCGAGCGCGCCGGUGUUUCCAUAAGGCUUUCGAGAUUUCACCUGCAGAGGUAGAUUCUGCGGAACGUCUAGCUAGGGAUUUUGCAAACCAAGGGGCGUGGGACCUCGUUGAAGCGAUAUCACAAAGAGUGGUGGAUUCGGGAAGGGCGAAACCUACUCCGGGCUCGAAACGGCAAGGCUAUAGUUGGCCAUAUGCCGCUCUGGGUGUGGUGGAAAUAAACAGACAACAAUAUACGAAAAGCAUAGUAGCGUUCCAAUCGGCAUUGCGAAUAUCUCCGCAUCAUUACCAAUCCUGGGUCGGGCUGGCUGAAAGCUAUCACAAUUCCGGCCGUUUUAUCGCAGCUACCAAGGCGUUUGAGCAUGCGGAGACAUUGGAGACCACCCUCCCGGUAUCUGAAAGGGAACAAACUUGGUUCGCAAAGUACAUGCUUGCAAAUGUGAAACGGGAACUUGGAGAAUACGAGGAUGCUAUUACGAGAUAUGAAGCAGUUUUGAACUUAAAGCCAGACGAGCUCGGAGUCUCGAUCGCACUCUUGCAAACCCUCACUGAAAAUGCAUGGAAGUGCGUCACGUCAGGUUUGUUCGGGGAAGCUGCUGAAUGUGCAAGGAAGGCUAUUGAAAAUGGAAUAUCAAUUGCACAGUUCCACCCUGACGUGUUCAACCUUUGGAAGUCAAUUGCGGAUGCCUUUUCCAUCUUCUCUUGGAUUCGAGGGAAGGCAUCCUUUAUGCCUAUCACUGAAUACAGGAAGCUAAUUGAGAGUCAAACUGAUAUGGGAUGCUUUGAAUUACUUGCAGACGAGGAUGGUGUGAGGACAGACUUUGUAUCACUCCUCACGAAGUCGGAUUCUGAAGAAGUUUUAUCACCAAACGUAUGCAUGCACGCUGCAAUUCUUGCUCAAAAACGCGCUGUGUCCAUAUCUACAAGUGACAAACACGCUCAAGCAAUAUCCUGGUAUAACCUUGGAUGGGCAGAAUAUCGCGCAUAUACUUGCUUGGAGGAUGGGGCGAAAUCGAAAAGAAACAAACCCUUCCUCAAAGCAGCGAUGCGGUGUUUCAAACGAGCAAUCGAACUCGAAGCUGGUAAUUCCGAGUUCUGGAAUGCACUUGGAGUUGUUACAACGUCCCUAAGUCCGAAAGUCGCUCAACAUUCGUUUGUCCGAAGCCUUCAUCUAAACGAAAGAAGUCCUCAGGUAUGGACGAAUUUAGGUGUAUUGUACAUUCUUCACAACGACCAUGAGCUUGCAAACGAGGCAUUUACAAGGGCACAGUCAGCGGAUCCAGAUUUUGCUCAUGCUUGGCUUGGACAGGGCCUCCUUGCUCUGCUUUUUGGAGACGUAAAGGAAGCCAGAGAGCUCUUUACGCACGCCUUUGAACUAGGAAAUUCAGCGUUAACGCUCCCGAAAAGGCAGUAUGCAGUCUCCGUCUUCGACCAUCUUAUCUCCGACUCUAUGAUGCAUGUUGAUAUUCAACAACUCAUACAACCCCUUUUCGCCCUCCACCAACUCCAUACCCAAUCGCCUUCCGAUCUUCCAUUGCAACAUCUUUCAGCUCUCCUGGCUGAAAGGAUGGGCAGUUUUGCAGACUCCAAUUCUAGCCUGGAAAAUGUGUGUUCUGGUAUGGAAUCAGAAUACGAAAGUUCAGAGUCGACCUCGUCAUUAGCUCGGUUUGCCCAGGCAAAAUCAGAUGCCGCCCGAGUGCAUCUGGCUCAGAUGGAAUACGACGCGGCCGUUGACAGCGCAGAAACUGCUCUAAGUCUAUCAUCUGACGGCGGCAUAGAAGAGUUUGACCCUCUAGUCAACCAAAAGCUACGACUUUCGUCACAUCUUGCGGCGGGACUAGCCUAUUAUUACCUCAAGGAUAUGGAUAGGGCAAUCGACAUGUUCCGUGAUGCUCUGCAAGAAGCUGACAGUUCACCGGAUGCGGUAUGCUUAUUGGCUCAAGUCCUAUGGGCCAAAGGCGGAGAGGAGGAACGAGAAGCCGCUCGAGUUCAGCUUUUGGACUGCAUCGAAAAGCAUCCUACACAUGUUGGCGCCGUAACGCUCUUGGGUGUCAUAGCUCUGCUGGAUGCUGACGUGGAUUCAAUCGAGGCAGUCGAGUUAGACUUGCAAGAGAUGCGAACAAGUGACGAUGUUGGCAUACAUGACCGCGUGAAGGUUACAAAGCUUCUGGCAAGCAUUGCCAAGCUUGGACAUGUGAAAAAUCCUGAUGUCUCGCAAGAGUUAAGGCAGAGCCAGGAAGCUAACACGUCUAUAAUGCUUGCCCCCUAUCAACCACAAGGGUGGGCUACACUGGCAGCGGCGUCAUCGGAGCCAUAUCCGGCUGAAAUGGCGCUACACACGGCAUUGCAGAACAUCCCGCCAAAGGGAACGCUUGAUGCAGCAGAGCUGGCUAAGUACUACACCCUCACUGGCCGUCGGGACGCUGCCGCAAGAGCAAUAAUGAUAGCGCCUUGGAUACCGGAUGGUUGGAAGGAACUUCCUCAUUGCAUAUCGGCGGAGUAAUUGGGCGGGAUAGUCAUCUAACAGCAUAUAUUUCUUAGUUCAGGACCCAUAUGUUGCAAAAAUAGAAGAGAGUAAAAGAAAGAAAGAAAGAAAGAAAGAAACAAUAAACCAAGCCAUCCUGUAGAUAGUAAAUUUUAUACUUACACAUAACAUACUAUUGGAGCAUAAACAUUUAAGUUCACGUAGUUUCGGCAGCAGCCUGCUCUGCCAAUCUUUCCAAUAGCCUAGCUUUUCUCCCAUCUCUCCACGCUUUAUCUAACCCUUCAAUCUUUCCUCCAAGCACAUUAACGCAAUCUGGUUCCAGCAACAACAUCCCUCUCGCCACGGUCGCGUUUUUCAACACCAUCUUUGCCCCGAUAGACAUCUUCCCAAUCCCAACUUCCUCCACUGGUUUGCAUUCGAUUGCAACGACUCUCGUCCCUUUCGCAUCUUGGAGCACUAGCCGAUGUGGCCCACCAUUGCCGGUUGUGGAGGAUGAUAUAUUCCGCGCAUUGCUAUUAUUUGCUCUUGAUGUAUUUGGGGUGUUAUUAGUGGUGUUGUUGUAACCAGCAGUCGCAACAUCGCCCGACUCAUCCCGGGUGACAGUUCGUAUAAUCUCUCGCCCACGCGUUUCUUCCCCGCGCUCUAUCUUUUCAAUUGACUCAACCUGGCUCCAGAGGCUGCUGCCUAUGUCCUCUAUAUCAAGUACUUG
Molecule: messenger RNA, 5297 nt
Organism: Blastomyces gilchristii SLH14081
Lineage: Eukaryota; Fungi; Ascomycota; Eurotiomycetes; Onygenales; Ajellomycetaceae
Product: translation repressor/antiviral protein Ski3
Exons: 3
Coding region: 362-4606 (1414 amino acids)
Cellular component (GO): Ski complex
Molecular function (GO): protein binding
Source: RefSeq, a predicted model, not a curated record